Messenger RNA from Oikopleura dioica, 300 nucleotides. Lineage: Eukaryota; Metazoa; Chordata; Appendicularia; Copelata; Oikopleuridae. The record is from the annotation of a GenBank genome assembly.
AUGUCAAUGUUUUCAAUCCCCGGAAAGAUCCAUUUCGCUUACGCGAACUUCGAAGAAAGCCGAGGAAACUUUGAAAUCGUUAGCACCAUUUACACGAAACUCACGGAUAUCAACGAGCUCGACCCUACCCUGACUUUUAUUCAAUACAUGCGCUUUGCAAGAAGAACUGAAGGAAUCAAAGCCGCGCGUCAAAUUUUCCGGCUGGCUCGAGAAGAUGGCCGAAUAAAGUACCACGUAUUUAUUGCCGCUGCCUGGAUGGAGUACUACUGCGCCAAGGAUAAAAAUCUAGGAAAAGUUUAA